Messenger RNA from Penicillium samsonianum, 1384 nucleotides. Its product is annotated as Glycosyl transferase family 25. The transcript is spliced from 5 exons. Lineage: Eukaryota; Fungi; Ascomycota; Eurotiomycetes; Eurotiales; Aspergillaceae. The record is from RefSeq and is a predicted model, not a curated record. Bases 296 to 1384 code for a protein of 362 amino acids.
AGCUAAUGCUGCUGCCAGCGUCGCCUAAAUGACUCGAGCCCAUCAUGUGCCCUCAAAUCCCAGCGGGUUUAUGUCGCUAGACAAGUUCGUCACAGUGGGGAUCCAACGAAUAUAUCGGCCAACCAUGCUUUAGCAAGGCGCGAUGCUAUAGGGGCUAGGCUCACCCUUCCCUGCCGGCGACCAGCCCACAUAUUCGCCUUCGGCGCCUCUGGGAAAAUUAAGAAAGCACGGUCGCCUCCUGCACGCUCAGGAUUGCCAACGCGUUCUGCUGUCUCUAUCCCGAUGACAACUGAGCAUGGUGUUUUCUGCAUCUAAAUUACGCUUUGUACAGGUCCUUUUAGUGUUGUUCGGGGUUGCCUUCAUCCUCUUUAAGCUACGAUCGAGCACAACCGCCCCCACCCAACAGCUCUGGAGGGACCAUGAUUGGGACAACUUCGAUGCCAUCAAAAACGAAACCCUUGGGGUUCAAAAGGUCUUCGCCAUUAACCUUGUCAGCCGGCCUGACAAGCGAGACAAUAUCGUUCUGGGCUCAUCCCUCAGCAAUUUCCACGUCGACUGGAUCGACGGUGUGACUCCGGAUGAAGUAGAUGCUAAAUCCUAUCCAUACAACUGGAACCAUGGCCAUAAACGGACCGAGUACGCUGCCCGACGGGCGCAUGUCAACGGACUCCAGCGAAUUGUCCAGGAGAGAUUAGCGAGUGCUAUUAUUAUGGAAGACGAUUCUGACUGGGAUGUAUCAAUCAAAGUCCAGCUUGAGAGCUUCGCCCACGCAGUCCGAGCCCUCCAGCACCAGGAUACCCGGAAAGUCCCGACUCAGUCACCGUACGGCGACGACUGGGACAUCCUAUGGUUAGGCCACUGCGGCAUGUCAUGUAAAACUGAUUUGCCAUUUUACCUUACGCCGAAUGACCCAACUAUCCCAAUGCCGCAUCACUUUCUCCCCCAGUGGCGCGACCCUCCAGCAUUCGAGGGGUACGAGAGACUCAACCACAGUCGACUUGCGUGCACAGCAAGCGACGCAGUCUGCUCGAUGUUUUAUGCCGUGAGCUACAGUGGUGCGCAACGGAUCCUCGCGGCCCUGUCGGUUAACCCGUCUGGUCUUGCAGAAGAAAUUGAUAUUGGAGCCCAGUUUGAUGUCUCCCUCGGACGCAUGUGCGGUAAUGGACCAAGAGCAAAGUCUUCUGAUAUCCACGAUGAGACCGGUGGGGAAGAAGGCUUUUUCAGCUGGGGCGUGAUGUAUAGCACAAUGCUCAAUAUCAACCGUAUCCUGAAGGGGGAACGGACCGUUCAUGCAACAUGGGGCGAUGUCGAUGUGUUGGAUGUCAUUCCUGGAGAGAUCACAAUGGAAAAGGGGGCUGCUUAUAGUCCUAAGAGCAGAACCUAG